Molecule: messenger RNA, 1100 nt
Organism: Dissoconium aciculare CBS 342.82
Lineage: Eukaryota; Fungi; Ascomycota; Dothideomycetes; Mycosphaerellales; Dissoconiaceae
Exons: 3
Coding region: 35-721 (228 amino acids)
Source: RefSeq, a predicted model, not a curated record
GCCUAAGUUGGUCUCACAGUCCGUCGGAAGCUUAAUGGAUGUGAGCCCUGGUAGUCUGCGGGCUCCGAUAAUGACACGAACCCUCACAAUCGACCAUGGUGGAUUCACCUCACCACGGACGCCGCUCAGAGCCCUAUCAGCUAUGAUUCUUAGCCUGAAGCAGUGUGUUACGCAUUGCGCACAUCGUUUAGAACGAGUGAAGGAAAACGAGCUCUCAAGCAAUGAUAACAAUAGAUAUACGCUCACGGUGACAUGCAGACUCAUCGGCCCACGAAUGCAUCGCCGCUACAGACGAGACGCUAGGGCUGUUCCUGGCUGUCUCAGGCGAUCAGGCGGCCACUUUUUGAAAGGCAUGACUAGCGGCACCUGUGAACUGUUGGCCUUCGAUAUCGCGUUCCGUGUGCGGACGGUGAAUCCUUCCAACUCACUCAUCAAUGUCUUCGGGAGGCUUGCAUGUUCCAGGGUGAAACGUGAGAUUGGGCUGCCCACAUUUUACCUUGUUGUGGUCCUCCACGCGCACGCUUCGAGGUCAUACAUCAAGGGAGCGAAUACAGUCGGGACUGUUCAUUUGCUGAUGCAUCUGUGCACAAGGCGAUGCAUGAAGCCGAACACGAUGCACGUCUUACUCGCGCAAACUUUAUGUAUACAAGGAGUAGCACUCGGUUCGAGUCGACCACUCGACGACCAGCAACGAGGUCUGGUGGAGAAAGCCCUCGUCUGAACAUCCACACUCGAACGCAUUCAUUGGACACUAGCUUGCCUUCGUGCCUCCGUCAACAGCACUCGCAUUGCAUUCAUGCACCUUGUACGGUGGUAGCGACUGGGCAUGUACGGACAUUGUAGACGAGCUCUUAUAACCAUCGGCUGCGCAAGGACACCCAGGUGCAGCUGUCAUAGAGUAUCACUUAUUAUUAUACAACGAUUAUCAAGAAUUCCACCUUGGAACGUUUGAACAGGAUCCUGGCGUGCACAACUCCACGAGUGCCCAGGUGAGCGGAAUUCUAAGGGUUGGGGUUGGGGUUACUCUGAUCCACCUCUGUUUCAACCCUAAGGUCGACGGUGACCUCGGGAGUGAAUCGUUGCAUUCUUUGAUACAUAUC